AUGACUAAAAGUUUAAGUACAACAAAAAUGAUGAGGAAGAAGAAGAAAAAAGUAUUUCACAAAAUAACUCAGAUUAUCUUUUGGAAACCGGAGGAUUCCUAUAUACAUGAGCAUGAUAAAGUGAUACAAGGAAAGCUUCAAAAACAAAACAUAAAUCCUACUAGAAUUCGCAUGAAGUAG
Messenger RNA from Clunio marinus, 180 nucleotides. The record is from the annotation of a GenBank genome assembly. Lineage: Eukaryota; Metazoa; Arthropoda; Insecta; Diptera; Chironomidae.